This is a messenger RNA of Stegostoma tigrinum, 3721 nucleotides long. RefSeq names its product 5-hydroxytryptamine (serotonin) receptor 1A a (gene htr1aa). Gene Ontology annotation, cellular component: plasma membrane. The transcript is spliced from 2 exons. Gene Ontology annotation, molecular function: G protein-coupled serotonin receptor activity. The record is from RefSeq and is a predicted model, not a curated record. The coding region runs from base 1970 to 3196 and encodes 408 amino acids. NCBI's taxonomy places the organism in Eukaryota, Metazoa, Chordata, Chondrichthyes, Orectolobiformes, Stegostomatidae. Gene Ontology annotation, biological process: adenylate cyclase-activating adrenergic receptor signaling pathway; regulation of behavior; regulation of vasoconstriction.
CGGAGAAAAAAACAAUCUUUUGUCCUGGCUCUCGCGUCCUUGGGUUGUGAUUCUCGGUUUUGGUGGAAGGGCAGUCACAAUCUCUGAGGGUAAACGAGCUCGUCAGCUUUUUAGAAAUCACAGUUAUUACGUGGUGACUUUUGUAGUCCGACCUAUUUUGCUACUUCAUUACGUCUCCGUUGCUCCCUUUCCCGCAUCCCCCGCUCCCCAACACCUUUCCUGCUGCUGCAUGAGUUUAACCCAGAACCACUCGGCGCUUCUGCUGCUGGAUUCCGGGCGCUGGCGAAGCUCCUGAAGAUUGCAGUGCUUCUUCUCUUUGAUUUCUUUGUCAAUUCAAACACACACCAGGCAGUUAUAGCAUCUAGGGGAAGGUGUGAGCCAAGUAAAUAAUACAAAUAUGUUUCGUAUCAAACAGAUACAUUAAGAAGUUUCUAAUCAAGCUUUACCAAAACAUUUCUGACUGAAAAUUGCAACACAGGCUGUCUCGAGGGGGUAACAAAGUAUUCGGAUAGAUUUUACCAAACACUAAUUUAAUGCACGUAGAUUGAUCGACUCCGACUUAUAGAUUUCUUUUGUUUAAUAAUAAAUUAUUUGAAUAAAUAACUGUAAACUGUAAAUAAAUAAACUCUAUUCACUUCAUUGUAAUAGAUAUCACUGACAGCAUGCACGUCCAACUGAGGAAACGGAAAGCCCAACUGCUGGAAUAUCCUCAAUUCCAUUUCAUUAAACCCGAGACAGAAGAUGCUAGGCAAAACUAUCUUUAUCGCAAUAUUAUAAGUACGUUCUGAUUGUUUCAGCCACAAAAAUGAUGCGCGAAAAGUUGUGAUAAACUAACGGAAGAAAGAAAUAACAUUUUACAGGUUAGAUUCGGUGAAUUACAAGAUCUGUUGAAUGAAGAAAUGCAUGUCGUAUCAGUAACAGUGAAUAAGUGGACAAUAAUUUAGUUUGAGAGAAAGCGGCUCGUGUAUCAUUCGAACUGAUUGGAUUGUCCUGUUUAAUUGGUGAAGUUUGAUUCAGUGAUCUCUAGGUGGCGGUAGAUCUCCUUUGCAUGAAGAGCCGUCCAUGGUCCUGAAAAUGAUAAACUGGCGAUUGUGCGGGGGAAUACAAUAUCAAUGGGGAAAGUCAUUCGCAUUUAUAUCACUUUCAACAAAACAAAAUCUCACAAAUUAAAGUUGUAGCUUUUUUUUUCAUUUUGGUGCUUAAGCAAAAGAGUUACUCAGCCAGAGUUUGAAGUGGUCUUUUGGAGCUGAUUGUUUUCGGCAAGAACGGAAGUAAAUCCCUCGCACAAAUCAAACGGACAAAUCAACGCGGCAGCAGUGGAAUGUAUUAAUAAUUCCAAUGAUACUAUACACUGGGUCCCGACAGCCAAAUUCUGCUUCCUGAACAUACCGCAACAUCAAACGCCUACCUAAGGCGGAGACUGAAUGGACUCUGGGCAUUCCCUCUGGGACAAAGUAAUGGACACGUUUCCUCCUCAGUGUCAUCACUUUGAGCAAGACACGCAGGGAAAACGGCCGAGAGACGUAAGGUAAUGCUCAGCUCCGCCCGCCUUAUUGAUCCGAGAGCCAGAACUGUUCCAAGCACAGCGGGAGGAUAUCUACCUUGGCCGGGACAAGUCAGAAAGCCUGUCUAAAUAGAAGAAGCAAAAGAAAAGCGAGUGAACAUUCCAAGUGUAGCCGUGGUCCUCGCUAUUGCUUCGCAGACGUCAGUGUCAUUAUCAGCAUGGGAAGGCACACUUACAGACACCUAUUAGCUGUCUGACGUAUCGCGGACGGCGGCAGUAUAUAUUCAUUCACUCAAACAUCAUUCGUUGAAGGAAAAGCCAAUGAUUUACAGAACGACGAAAUGUAGAGACAGGGCUACAUUGCUUUUCCUUUUCAAAAAUGUAACUUCGCCUGGAAUUUGGAACCCAUUGGAUUGACACGGCUUCUCUCCAACUUGCCCAAGCUCACUCCUCCGCGCUCUCGGGAUGGAAAGAUUUAACAACAGCAGUUUCCCCCACUCUGUUUACACCCAGGCAAACCAGACUAACUUCUCAAAAGUGACGCUGACUUAUCAGGUGAUAACUUCAUUCUUCAUUGGGACUAUGAUCCUGUGCUCCAUCAUUGGAAAUACUUGUGUGAUCGCAGCUAUAGCGCUGGAGCGCUCUCUCCAAAAUGUGGCCAACUAUUUGAUAGGUUCACUAGCUGUUACAGACCUAAUGGUCUCGGUGUUAGUGCUGCCCAUGGCCGCUUUGUAUCAAGUUCUGAAUAAGUGGACCCUGGGACAGGUAACCUGUGACAUUUUUAUCUCUUUGGAUGUGUUGUGUUGCACCUCCUCCAUCCUGCACCUUUGCGCUAUUGCUCUGGACAGGUACUGGGCUAUUACAGACCCAAUAGACUAUGUUAACAAGAGGACUCCCAGGCGGGCGGCUGUUCUAAUCAGCCUGACGUGGUUGAUCGGCUUUUUAAUUUCAAUCCCGCCCAUGUUAGGCUGGAGAACACCCGAAGACAGAGCUGACCCUGAUGCCUGUAGGAUUAGUCAGGAUCCCGGCUAUACCAUUUACUCCACCUUCGGCGCCUUUUACAUCCCCCUGAUAUUGAUGCUAGUUCUGUACGGGCGAAUAUUCAAAGCCGCCAGGUUCCGCAUCCGCAAAACCGUGAAGAAAACCGAGAAGCAAAAAGUAGCAGACACAUGCCUGACUGUUUCUCCCGCCCCUUUCCAAAAGAAAAGCAAUGGCGAGAACAACAAGAACUGGAAGAGGAGCGUGGAGCCCAAGCCCUCCUGUACUAACGGGGCGGUCCGACACGGAGAGCGGGGCUCGGCUCUAGAAGUAAUCGAAGCACAGCAGAAAUCCAAAAGCCUCCUCCACCUGCCCAACAACACCAACAGCCAAUCCCCAACCUUCUUUGAAGCUAGGAAUGAUAAGAACAUUGAAGCCAAGAGAAAGGUGGCUCUUGCCCGGGAGAGAAAAACGGUGAAAACGUUGGGCAUCAUUAUGGGUACUUUUAUCUUCUGUUGGUUGCCAUUCUUCAUCGUAGCCCUUGUGCUGCCAUUUUGUGGACACCAGUGUUAUAUGCCAGUCUGGCUUCACUCUGUGAUUAAUUGGCAAGGCUACUCCAAUUCACUCCUAAACCCGAUCAUAUACGCUUAUUUCAAUAAGGAUUUCCAAAGCGCUUUCAAGAAAAUUAUCAAAUGCAAGUUCUGUAGACAAUGACCCAAUCAUUAAUUCGACUAUGGUAAUUCAUCAUUGCGAUAUGUUCAAUGUGAAGCAUGUGUUGACUUUCAAUAUUUUCACUCAAAAUGCAUUUGUAACAUGAGGGCAAGUGGAUUCAUCCUGUGAGAGGUUUUCUGUCGGCAGCUUUGAACAACAUUUACAAUAGGACAGAACAGCUACUCCCAUUCGGUGUUAACUUACUUCACUACACGUAAUGCCUCUGACUGUGGUUCAAAAGUGACUGCGUUUUUCUGCGGUUUAAUAAAAAUGAAAACCUGGACAUUGUAGCUGAAGUCCAGUGCGUGGGGGGAUAAUUACGCUAUUUACCCAAGGAAACGUAAUUGUUGGCUUCACUAGAUAUGCUUUGUCUCACAACCCAUAUAACAAUACUACACUGUGUGUUGAGGUUUUCUGCUUGUCUUUGGUGAUUUGCAAAGUUGCAGAUUUGGCCCUGUGAUCGUUCGCAAUCGGUAAAGUUACUAUCACUUCAGGUAAAAAUAAAGCUCGCCUGGUAAAGAACGAACG